AUGAUGAGUGGCUUUGCGCUUCUCUCAGCGACGGGUGAAGCAGUGGGGAUUACACUGGACCCCGCCAUAACGUCCCAGUCCAUGUGGCUGCAGGCGGCGGCCGGUAUCGGCGAGGAGGAAGGCGUUGUACCGGUCGCGAGCACAUCGACGCUGCGCUGCCUGGUGGCGUACAUGCAGCACUACGCCGUGCACCGGGAAGAACACCAGCAGGAGGUUGAGCUUCCCAUUUCGUGCACCUGCAGCACCAGUGCUGCUGGACUGGGGUACGACGUGCGUGCCAUUCUGUCGCCAUGCGACAUUGCCUUCCUAGACAACUGCGUCGGCCCGGGUGAGACGUGGGGCCUGGAGUCACAAGAUCUGCUUCUGGAACUGAUGGUGGCUGCGGACUUUGUGGGGCACAGUCACUUGAGCAAGGCGUGUGCGGCGUAUCUUUGCUGUCGGCUCAUGUCUGCAACAGAGCCUGAGAUUCUGGGGUGGUUUGGGAAGGGGACAGAGGGCGACAGGGGGAAUAGUGAUCUGGUGUGGGACGGUGGCGAAGGCGAGGGGAUGCUCCUGCUUCGCGACGAGGCACGUCUCCAUGUGCUGGAAGAAAUGAAGAAAAUCAUCGAUAUAGAGGAGUGA
This is a messenger RNA of Trypanosoma grayi, 621 nucleotides long. RefSeq lists its product as hypothetical. The transcript has a single exon. Lineage: Eukaryota; Euglenozoa; Kinetoplastea; Trypanosomatida; Trypanosomatidae. The coding region runs from base 1 to 621 and encodes 206 amino acids. The record is from RefSeq and is a predicted model, not a curated record.